AUGCGCCGUAGCUCGAGGGAGAGGCGUGCGGCGGCGGCAGCGGCCGCGGCGGCGGCCGCGGCGGCGGAGGACGCGCCAGCACCAAGCAGCGCGCCGGCGGCGCGGGGGGGCGCGGGGGGAGGGCGGGGCGCGGGGGCGGCGGCGGCCGCCGCCGCUGCCGCUGCCGAGGCGGCGGUAGAGGCGUUGGAGCCCGAGUUUCUGGAAGAUCUUCUGGCGUGCUGGGACUUCUUGCAGCUCAUGAGUGUAGCCGAGACCGAGGCUUACAACGGACCGAUCCCGUCGAUGGUACCAGGACAACCGCCCCUCCCGGAGCAGACCGAUGGCAAGGGCGGGGGCGGGGGGGGGGGGGUCUUCCUGCGCCCGGUUCCGAGCCCCCUGGGGCCGAAGGGUUUCAAGGCGCCGACCCUGCCGCAGCUGUACUCGGCGGUAUCGAGUCCGGAGCAGCGGGGCUGGCUCGACGCCCUGCAGGUCCGGCUUGUGGACAUGGUUCAAGACCAGAUGGUGUCCAGCCUCGACGAGCGGGAGGCUGCCGUGACGACCAGGCCGAACUCGCUCACCUGGCCGGAGUUCGCCCGCCAAGCGGUGUCGGCCCUCUUGCUCAACUGGGCGGAGCAGGACGCAAUAUUCGGCGACACUUCAGGAGCACCCUCCCAAUCACAGGCGGCGCAGGGGAGAGCGGCGAGGAAGAAGCUUGGGAAAGGCGGCGGGAAGAUUGAGCCGCACCACCUGUCUCCCGCGUGCGUGUGGCUCGACGCUCAGCACGACGCGAGACACGGGGCGAGGUUCAUCGAGAGCAUCACAGGCAACGCGGACAACCCGCCGCCUGCCAAGAAGAAGGUCAAGUCUCCGCCCCCGCCGUCGGCGACGGGCAAGCCCACCACGGACGGCGGCAAGAAAGGGGAGCCCGGAGAGGGAGAAGGAGGGGGAGGUGAGGCGGUCGCGGCGGCGGCGGCGGUCGCCGGGGGGGAGCCGCCAAAGGCAGCGGAAGGGAAGCCGAAGGCGGAGGCGGCGGUGGUGGCUUCGCCUUGGGCAGGAGCGGCGGCGAAGAAGAAGCAGCAGCAGCUGCUGCUUGCGAACGGAGGCGGAGGUAAGAGCGCCUCCCCGUUCGUCUUGUCCUCCCCGCCCGCCGCGGCCCCGGAGGCGGGGACGGUAUCGGCGCCGGAGAGCUCGAAGAAGCCAUUGCCGUCCGCGGCAACAACAGCGACAACAACAAAGGCGGAAACAACAGGGACAACAGCAAAGGCGGAACCAGCAACAGCAGGAGUGGAAGCAGCAGAAGAAGCGACAACAGCAGGAGUGCAAGCAGGAGAAGAAGCUGCUACUGCUGCGUCGCCGGCCCCGACGGCAGCCGUCACCGAGAAUAGGGGCGCGGCGGGAGCCCUGACGCCGGCGAGGGCAUUGCUGGGGACGUCGGCCCGCGUAGCAGCGCUGGCGCUAGCGGCGGAGACAGCGGCGAAGGCGGCGGCGGAAAAGGCCGCGGCGGAAAAGGCCGCCGCCGCGAUAGGGGCGGCGAAGGACGCAGCCGCUGCCGCUCGGAGGCUGAAGCUGGAGGCGGCGGAGUCGGCGGCGCGGCGGGAGACGGGGGGGGUGCUAGGGGGAGAGGCGGCGGCGGCGGCGGGGCUGGACGAGGACGAGGAGGACACGCCGGAGAGGAACCCCGGGCCGGAUGCGGCGGUGGUGAGGGCCAUCAAGCUGCGACUGGAGCAGUGGCGCAAGGAUAACACAAAGAGCGUGGAGCAGGAAAACCUGGCCAGGAUUGCUCGGUACGGCGUGGCGGGCGGCGGCGACUCUAGGUUCGGAGGGCAGCUAUCCAGCGUGCUCGGGUUGCAGAUGCCUAGCGCUGCCGCCGGUACUGCUUCGAAGUACGGAGCUCAGAACAUCCGGAGGUUCUUGGCCCACGUACACGCCAUUUCCAUCGCCCCCCCCUGGGUAGCGGCCCUGCUGACGGCCAUGCGCGUACCGACCAAAAACGCCGUCCAGGUCAAGAAGGUCAUCCAGGAAGCGAUCGAGGUGAACAAGGGGCUGUCCACCCCGAAGCCUGUCCUGGAGGCCAUGGCCAGGUCCAUCAGCCCCGACAUCUACAAGAGCUUCACGGCUCGAUAUACCAAGGACAUCGCUCUCGAGGCUCUCGUGGAUCACCUGAUAGACAACCCGUCCGAUGUCGUCGGGCUUGAGCUCGGCCCCGGCGACGAGCCCCUCCUACCGGGCACCCUGCUGCCCAUGUGCCGGGCGCUAGUGCGCUAUCUCGCGACGGCACCGGAGAGUAUGGCGUUCCGCAGGCCCGUGGACACAACCGUUUUCACCGAUUACCACAAGUUCGUGGAAGACCCGUGCGACCUCCGCACCAUCGACAGGCGCCUGGAGGCUAGCGAGUACGGGCAGAGCGUGGUGCGCUUCGCCAACGACGUGAGAUUGGUGUGGCGAAACGGCAAGCGGUACAACAAGGAGGGUUCCGAGGUGUGGAGCGCAGCGGACAAGCUAGCCAAGGCGUUCGACGUUCUCCUGGAGAAAUGGGUCAUGGGCCCGUGGCGGGCGAAGAGGCCGAAAGAGGACAGCAAGGGCAAGAGGAAGGCCGAAGAAGAGGACGGUGUUCCCGAGGAGCUCUUGGCCGCCCUUAACUUCGCCGAUCUGGAGGGAUCGGUGCCGCCUUGGGCAGCGGGGGGAAAGAACUGGGACCCGGAGAACGGGGGCCUCACGGAGCGGCACAUUCAGACGUUGCUCGCUAGGGUGCCCUGGUCCGAGGGCUGCGCGCUGUGUGGCCGCGACGAUAGCCCAGACAAGACGUUGAUCUGCGACCGCUGCGACCGAGAGAUCCACAUGUUCUGCCUCGAGCCCAAGCUCAAGAAGGCUCAUCAUCCGUCUCCUGGCGCAGCAGCAGCUGUUCUUGGCGUUCCUGGAACCGGUCGACCUCGUGGCGACGACGAGAUUGACGGCUUCUUCAGCAGCGUCGCCGCCGCCGCUUCCGGCGAGGUCUCUGACGGGGUGGUGGCGACGCCGGCAACGGCGGCGGAACCUCACGACGUGAGCAGCAGCAGCAACGGAGGGCUCGGGGUUCAGAACAACGGCGGUGACCCCAACGACUUGAGGGGGGGCGCCGGUGACGAGACUGGGGUUGUGCCACUCGGCCCGGCGACGGCGACGGCAGUAUACGAUGGCGGCGGCGUCGUCAACGGGGGCGGGUUUGGCUACGACGGCGGGGGGCAGCAGCAGCACGUGGGCGUUUCCAACAACGCUGGCAAGGAUGUGAGCGGCGGCGGUGGCGGUGGCGGCGGUGGCGGCGGUGGCGGUGGUGGCGGAGGCGGUGGUGGCGGCAGCCGGGCCAACGAGAGCGGGCCUUUGCCCGCCGCACCGGCCGCAGGGGGGCACGCGGAGGGGAACGAGGAACAGGAGGAGCAGGGGUUGUCAGUCGUGGCGACCGCGGUGCCGUUUGCCACGGCGACCGCUCCUUUCGACCACGUCUCUUUCUUCAGGGACAUGAAGCUGAUCUGGAAGAACGCCCAGAAGUUCAACCACGAUGGCUCUCCUCUCUGGGUGGCGGCGGAACACUUCAAGAACCAGCUCGACCGCUUGUACAAGGAGCGUCUGCUGAGCGUGGUCCAAGAGAGAACGCCGGCCCUCCCCCGCCAAACCAUGGAAGACUUCCUGGCGACGCCUCCUCCGUGGGAGGUCCUUUGCUGCGCCUGCGGCGCGAACGCAGACCCCGAGGCAAAGAUCAAGAAGACGCCCAUCAAGAAGGGGAAGGGGAGCAAGAAGGCAGCGGCCGCCGCUGCCGCCGCCGCCGCCGCGGAGGAAGAGGUCUGGCCGGCGCUUCGGUGCUUCAUCUGCCGGCGGCCGCGCCACGUGGAGUGCUUGCUGCUCCCGGGGCAGGCUAGGAAACGGCACGGCGUCUGGACCUGCCCCACCUGCAAGCACCAGCCGUUCUCGCCUCUGGGGCUCCCUCCCAGGAUCCCCAAGCACCACCAGCAGCAACCGCCGACUUCGCCGAGGAAGACCACCGGUGGUGGCGGCGGCGGCGGCGGCGACGUGAUACCGAUGCCGCCCAAGGACGCGCUGCAGCCGGGGGCGAAGGAAGAACACCGUCUCGAAGUGGCUGCCGCCGCUCCGUUCGGAGAAUCGAACGGUGCCGUCGCCGCCGGUGUGCCGACGACCACCCCGUCUUCUCCCUCGAAAGGCGGCGGCGACGGGAACCCGGCCGCGGGCGGUAGGAACAGGAGCACCAGCGUCGGGAGCGGGUAUUCGGUUGGCGAUGGUGGCGGCGAUGGCGGCAGCGGCGAGGUCUCGAGGCGCACGGGACGGCAGCGCGUCGCCAAGAAGUUCGGCGAUGAGUUCGACGAGAUUCCGCUGUUCCGAAAGUCAGCCAGUCACCACAAGGCCGCCGCACCCGUUGCGACGCCGGCCGCUGAAGUGAUCACGGAGGAGCCCAGCGCGGCGGCGUAUCAGCGCGAGGAGCGAGAUAAGCCCGUGCUGGGUGUCGUGGCAGAGGAGGAGGCUAGGGAAGCCAAGCCUACCGCCUCGGAAGAGGAGAAGGAGGGGGGCGAGGGUGAGGCGAACGGGGAGCCGCGGCCGCCGCCCCCCGGCGAUGGGCCGGAGCAGGUCCCGGGGAGGCAGGACACGGCUACGACGGCGAGGGACGACAGCGGUCCCGCCCAGCUCGAGAACGGCGGCGCGGUCGAGGAGGCUACGAAUGCGCACCCGGCCACCGCCGCAGAGGCGCCGGCGGCGCUACCGGAGGAAGGAGCGGGACUCCCACGAGGCGGUGCGACAACCACCGCCGUACCCGCGGAUGGUGGCGGUGGCGCCGGGGACCCUCCGCCGGUCGGCGCGGCGGGGCAGGGGCCCGCCGCUAAGGCAGUGGUGUCAGCGGAGGUCGCCGUUAGCGCGGCGUCGGGAUCGGCAUCCUUUUCGUCCUCCGAGCAGACGGGCGCGACCGCCAACGGCGCCCUCUCGCCGAUGUCGGUAGACGGGGAGAAGGCAGGCGACUCCGGUUUCACGGAGCCGAAGCGCGAAGCGGGGACUUCAGCGGCGGCGGCGGCGGCGGCAGCAGAAGCGUCUGGCAAGAUGGAAACGGGGUUUGCUACCACCCUUGCGGCGGAGUCGCAGCAGCAGCGGUCCCCGCCAGCGUCGCCGUCCCUCGCCCCCCGCGAGAACGGGGCCAAGCCCCCGGACGCGAAGGCCAGGGCCGCGGCAGGCGCGAAGAAGGGGGGAAGCGGAAGCAGCGGCAGGAAGAGCUCGGGGUCGUCUCCUGCGGGGAAGAGCGGCGGCGGGAGUACGGCCAGCUCUGCCGGGGAGUCGCCGAAGGCCGAGGUGGUCCUCGCGGAGAAGAACUUGCCGAGGGUCAAGGUCCCGCGGGCGGAGCUGCUGGGUGCCGUUGUUGCUCGGUUGGCGGUACGGCGGAGCCUAGGGGAGGAGGAGGGCGACGCUGGUUUGGACGGCGGUGGCGGUGGCGGCGUUAGCUGCGACGACAUGUCGGAGAGCGACAGCGGGGAGGAGGAGGAGGGGAGGAGGAGGAGGAGGAAGGGGACGAAGGGCGGGGAGGCCACCGUGGUGCGGGAGGCGGUCGUGUCCGCGUUCGACGAGAUCGAGGGGAAGUACGUGCUGGUCAACACCCACGAGGAGGAGGAGAAGCUGACGCUGGAGGAGCUGGAGGUCGCUCUCCAGCAGUCGCAGGUUCUGUACGGCUGCGCCGAGAGGAUGCUCCCGCUAAGCCCGUCGGAGCUGGAGAAAGUGCGCGACGGGGAGCUUAACGCCUCCACCGCGGUGAAACCCCCCGCCGAGGACACCGCGCUGGCCGGCACCGGCGCCGGCGGCAGCGGCGGGGGCUACGGGACCAGCGGCGACACGCUCGACUCCAAGUCGCUCGGGCUGGCCUCCCUGCUGCGGCGGAAGAGCUACGCGGUGUUCACCCCGGCGGAGCGCGCGCGGCUGCUGCGGGGGCUCUGCGACCUGGCCGUCUCGACGUCCCCCAUCAAGGAGCACUUGCAGCUGCUUCAGGAGCGCGUGCUUCGGCUAGAGACGGAGGCCAUAGCCUCGGAGAAGCAGGCGAGCAGCAUGUCGGAGAGACAGCGAUUCGAGGGGGACAUCGGCCCUUCGAUCAAGUCCCCUCGCCGAUCGCAGGACUUCAGCUGCACUCAUCCCGAAAGAAAACAUUACGCCCGAGGUCUGUGCGUGAGCUGCUACCAAAGGUGGCUGCGAUACCGCAACCUGGCGGAGGACGACACGGCUGCCGUCGCGGGCGCCCCACCGCUCACCGGCAAGAAACGGCCGCGUACCCCGACCUCCAGCAGCGGGGGCAACACGCCAGUACCGCCGGAGGUUGCGGGGGGGAGCGCCGAGUCGAGUUCGGGGAGAGAGGAGGGAGCUGCGGUCGCUAGCGGGAGGGGGAGAGGGAGGGGGAGGGGGAGGGGGAGGGGGCGGCGCAAGUCUUCUCCGUCGCCUACGUCGCCGCCGCCGGCGGUGUUCUCGCCGACCCCCGGCGUUCCGCCUGCCGGGGCGACGGCUUCGAGGCCGAAGGGCGGUGCUGAGGGCAAAGGACGGCAGCGAGAGCAGCAAGAGGAGGAGGAGGAAGAGGAGAAGGAGGAAGAGGACGAGGAGGCGAAGGAGGGAGAGGAGGACGAGGAUGAGGAGGAGGGGGGAAAGGAGGAAGAAGAGGAGGAGGAGGAGGAAGGAGGCGAGGAAGAGGACCAAUCCACGGGGGAUGGGGAGACCGCAGGGUCUCGGGCUUCGCGAGAUAUGUCGGUAGAUUCGGCGGAGGCGGGUGAAGGAAAGGGCAAGAGGAAAGCAGCGUCCAGUGGCAGCGGCGGUGGAGGUUCCAACCAGGGCGAAGAGGAUGAGGAGGAGAAGGACGGUGAGGGGGGCGAUGAUGAUAGUGGUGUCGACCCGGCCGACUCAGGCGAAGGUAAACCGGAACAAGCAGUGGAUAAGUCAGAAGCGGAGGAGGAGGACGGGGAGGAGCAAGACAAGGAGGAAGAGGAGGAGAAGGGGGAAAAGGAGGAGCAAGGGGAAGCGGAGGAGGCGGAAGAGGAGCAGCAGCAGUCGUCGGCCGCACCGGACCAGGGCGGAGAAGGAGCGGCGGCGGCAGCGGCAGCAGAGAGCGGCGGCGGCGGCGGCGGCGGCGCGGACGAGGCGGAGGCCGACGGUGUCAUCCCCGCCCGCCGCUCCAAGCGAGCGAGAAAGGAGAAGUCCACGUUCGGGGACAGUCCGGAGCGGCCAACCGCUGCAGCCGGUCGCGGCAGCAGCGGUAGCGGGAGAGAAGCCGCAGGAAAGGAGAAAGGCGCGCCGCGACCGUCGUCAUUCUCCCACAGCACCCACACGAGCCCGUUCUCGACGCCGACACGCUCGGCACCGGAGUCGUCGUCCUCAGCGCCGGCGGAAGCGGAAACGGAAGCGGAAGCGGAAGCGGAAGCGGAGGAGUCACCGAAGACAGCAGCGUCGGAUGAUAGCGGUGGCAACGGCACCGCCGCCACCGCCGCCGCCGCCGCCGCGGAAAGCACACCGGCGUCCAAAGAGACCGGUGGCGGUAGUAGCGGGGGCGGGACCGAGAUGACGGCGCGCGAGCGCCGAGAGUGGCGGCGUGCCCAGGCGGCGGAGAGGGCGCGGGAGCUCCGCGCGAGGGGACGGAAGCUGUCGCCGGUGAGCCGGCCGCUGGGGAUGGACCGGGACGGCAAGGUCUACCUCCUCUUCCGCGGCGACCCCGGCGCGGUGUACGCGGGAGCGUUGCCGGAGGGGGCGGUGGCGGCGCUGCGGAGGGGCCGCGGGAAAGGGCGUGUCGGCCGGCCCCCGGCCUACGCCACGGCGGCGGCUGGGGCGGGGCCGAAGGAGGGCGGCGAGGGGGAAGAGGAGGAGAAAGAGGCCGCCGGGGGUUGGUCGGUGUUCCGCGGGGAGGCCGUGGAGGAACUGGCCAAAACUUUGCACUCCAGCCCCAUUCGCAGCGAGUCGCGCUUGGCGAAGGAGAUCAGUACCCAGCUAAACAUCAGCCUCAAGACCGUCCCGGAGGGGGAAGAAGAGGAGGAGACUGAUGGAGAAGGGGGUGCCGGAGGGGGCAAGGAGGUGGCGGGUGGGGCCCGCGGCGGUGCCGGCGGGCGGCGAGGGGGGCGCGGCGGCCACGGCAGUCGGGGCUCUGGAUCGACAAGACUGGUGCGGCGUUCGGAUUCCGGCCAGCCAUGGCACCAGCCGGUAGACUGCUCGAUUAGAGGGGCCCCGGUGGAUCAAUGCCAGGUCUGCCAGGGGUCGUGCAUGUUAUUCGCCAGCCGCCGACUGAAGGCGGCCUCGGCGGCGGCGGGGGGUCUGGGGGCUACUGCGGAAGGGGCGGGCUCAUCCACCCCAGCCGCGAAGCGAUCCAAAGGCGGCAGCGGCGCUUCAAGGACCGAGGUAUCUUCGAAGAAGAAGGGAAAAGGCGGCGGCAACCGCGGUGGAGCGGAGGAGCCCGUCGGCCGCGAACCCGAGGCCCAGGUCAAGGAAGGGAAGGUGGACGUGUCCGGGCUUAGGAGCGCCGUCCUGCAGUUGGCGGAGGCGGUGCCGGAGAAGGCUUGGAAGACCGGGCAGUGGAGGAGGGUUUCCUAUCCGGCAUGGAGGGCGUUCGUGCUGGUUGCGACGGGGCCUAGGGAGCUCAUGCAGGCGCUGCUGAUGAUGGAGGCCGGCAUCACGAAGGAGUGGCUGGCGAAGUGGUGGAACAAGGGGUGGGCCUCCCCCGCGGUCGCCAUGAGGGUGGUCACGCUGCAGUCCGUGGCCUACCGAGCCUACGCGCUUGAUGCCGCCGUGCUGUACGAGGGGUCUUCGCGGGGGGGAACCAACGCCAACGCACCCCCCCCUCCCUCCGGAAAGAAGAGGGGGCGCCCAAAAAGCUCCCCAUCUUCGGGGCCCCCCAAGGGCGCACGCCUGUUCAAGGGCGUCCACGAGGCCACUUGCUCAAUAUGCGGCGAGGGCGGAGCUCUGAUCUGCUGUGACUACUGCCCGGCGUCCUUCCACAUGGAGCCCUGCCUCGACUUGGCCAAGGAUCCAGCGGGCCCGUGGGCGUGCCCCCUGUGCAGAGCUGGGACCCCGAAGCCGGUGAACCCGAAGGCAGCGAGCUUAAAGGGAGGAGGAAAAGGCGGCGGCGGGAGAACGCCGAACAAGAAGGGCAACAACUAAAAAUAUUGUUUGGUUGAGAACCUAAUUAUUUAUUUUUUGCUGGACUUGUAAAUGAGAGAGGGAGGAGUCCGCGCGACGGGCGGUGAUCAGGCCGCUGCUUUGGGUGUGUUUGUGGUACACACAUCUAACGACACACGGAACGCACACAUGCAUGAGCGCUGAUUUUGCGUCCGCCUCCCCUCUCUGGGGAGAAGUAUUGAUGUAAAGCGACUCGUCUCGUUCUUGAAGAGAGCAAGCAAAGGAACACAAAGUGUGCGCGGCUGUGCAAUGUGAAGUACUUGACGACAUGUUUUCUACUGUAGACCCCUGCCAUAUGCCUAGGAAUACGGGGCACAGAAAGUCGGGUUCUCGCUGUCUUGAAUUAUUUUUCGCCGGCCCGCGGGGGGUUGGGGGGUUGGGGCGAAGAUUGCUCGCCCGGAAUCAAUCAGGGUUUGGAGGCGUGUUUGAGGAUCUUGGCUUGGCGGGGACAGUUUUACC
Molecule: messenger RNA, 9603 nt
Organism: Ectocarpus siliculosus
Lineage: Eukaryota; Phaeophyceae; Ectocarpales; Ectocarpaceae
Source: the annotation of a GenBank genome assembly